Merops nubicus (carmine bee-eater) is the source of this 2977-nucleotide messenger RNA. RefSeq names its product CAP-GLY domain containing linker protein 1 (gene CLIP1). Gene Ontology annotation, cellular component: nucleus; microtubule plus-end; cytoplasm. The annotation marks the transcript as partial. The transcript is spliced from 20 exons. Gene Ontology annotation, molecular function: microtubule plus-end binding. Gene Ontology annotation, biological process: positive regulation of microtubule polymerization; cytoplasmic microtubule organization. Lineage: Eukaryota; Metazoa; Chordata; Aves; Coraciiformes; Meropidae. The record is from RefSeq and is a predicted model, not a curated record.
ACUGGAGAUGGAAGCAAAAAUGGACCAGCUACGAGCUAUGGUGGAGGCUGCUGACAGGGAAAAAGUGGAGCUUCUCAACCAGCUUGAGGAAGAGAAAAGGAAAGUUGAAGACCUUCAGUUCCGUGUGGAGGAAGAAUCCAUUACCAAAGGAGACCUAGAGACGCAGACCAAACUGGAGCAUGCCCGCAUUAAGGAGCUUGAACAGAGCCUGCUCUUUGAAAAGACCAAAGCUGACAAACUCCAGAGGGAGUUAGAAGACACUAGGGUGGCCACAGUAUCAGAGAAAUCUCGCAUCAUGGAGCUAGAAAGAGACCUGGCACUGCGGGUGAAGGAAGUGGCUGAGCUCCGGGGCAGAUUACAGUCCAGUAAACACAUUGAUGAUGUGGACACUUCUCUCUCAUUGUUGCAAGAGAUAAGUUCUUUGCAGGAAAGAAUGGCAACGGUUAGCAAAGAACAUCAGAAUGAGAUGAAUUCACUGAAAGAGAAGUUUGGAAUUAGUGAAGAAGCAUUGCAGAAAGAGAUCAAAUCGCUUUCUGCUUCCAAUGAGAGAAUGGCAAAAGAAAAUGAAUCCUUGAAAACUAAGCUGGAUCAUGCCAACAAGGAGAAUUCUGAUGUGAUAGAGCUGUGGAAGUCAAAGCUGGAAUCUGCCAUUGCCUCCCAUCAGCAAGCAAUGGAAGAACUGAAAGUUUCUUUCAGCAAAGGCGUAGGGGCUGAGACAGCAGAAUUUGCAGAGCUAAAGACUCAGAUGGAGAAGAUUAAAUUAGACUAUGAAAAGGAAAUGUCACAUUUAAAACUGAAGCAGGAAAAUGAAAAAUCUCAUCAUAUAAAAGAGAUUGAGUCACUGAAAGCAAAACUGUUGGCAGUCACGGAGGAGAAAGAUCAGAACCUGGAAAGCCUGAAGACCAAACUGGAAAGUGUGGAAGAUCAGCAUCUAGUAGAAAUGGAAGACACUUUAAACAAAUUACAGGAAGCUGAAAUAAAGGUAAAGGAGCUAGAGGUACUGCAAGCCAAGUACAAUGAACAAACCAAAGUUAUUGAUAGUCUUACACCACAGAUCAAAGCUGCUGAAGAAAAGCUUUUGGACCUUGCUGCACUUCAGAAAGCCAAUUCUGAAGGUAAAUUGGAAAUCCAGAAACUUAGCGAGCAGCUUGAGGCAGCUGAGAAACAAAUUCAGAAUUUAGAGGCUGAAAAGGCUAGUAAUCUGGCCAAAGAACUGCAGGGCAAAGAGCAAAAGCUUCUUGACCUUGAGAAAAACUUGAGUGCAGUAAAUCAAGUUAAAGAUUCUUUGGAAAAGGAACUUCAAGUUUUGAAAGAAAAGUUUACUAGUGCAGCUGAUGAAGCAGAAAAUGUUCGACAAACUAUGCAAGAAACAAUAAAAAACCUAAACCAAAAAGAAGAGCAGUUUGCACUCAUGUCCUCAGAACUGGAACAGCUGAAGUCUAGUUUGACUGGGAUGGAGAAGAAAUUGAAGGAGCGAGAAGAGAGAGAACAGCAGCUGACUGAAGCUAAAGCCAAACUUGAAAAUGAUAUUGCAGAGAUCAUGAAGUCUUCAGGAGACAGCUCUGCCCAGCUAACGAAAAUGAAUGAUGAGCUGCGGCUAAAAGAGAGGCAGUUGGAGCAAAUACAACUUGAGCUUACAAAAGCAAAUGAAAAGGCUGUUCAGCUUCAGAAAAACGUGGAGCAGACAACACAGAAAGCUGAGCAGAGUCAGCAAGAAACUCUCAAGAUUCAUCAAGCAGAACUAAAAAAUAUGCAGGAUGAACUAAUGGACAUGAAAAAGCAAAUCGAGGCUAGCCAAAAUCAGUAUAAGGAUCUUCAGGCAAAGUAUGAAAAAGAAACUUCUGAGAUGAUCACUAAACAUGAUGCAGAUAUCAAAGGGUUUAAGCAGAACUUGCUGGAUGCAGAAGAGGCACUGAAAACUGCACAAAAGAAAAACGAGGAGUUAGAAACACAGGCUGAGGAGCUGAAAAAGCAAGCAGAGGAGGCCAGAGCUGCCAAAAUGGCAGAAGAUGUUCUCCAGGCUGUGGAGAGGGUGACCAAAGAGAAGGAUGCCAUACACAAAGAAAAGAUUGAAACUUUGGCCUCUUUGGAGAACUCUAGACAGACAAACGAGAAGCUACAGAAUGAAUUGGACAUGCUUAAACAAAACAACCUGAAAAAUGAAGAGGAACUUAAUAAAUCAAAAGAGCUUCUAACUCUGGAGAACAAGAAAGUGGAAGAACUUAGAAAAGAAUUCGAAGAGCUGAAGCUGGCAGCAGCUCAGAAGUCCCAGCAGCUUGCAGCUUUGCAAGAGGAGAACGUGAAACUUGCCGAGGAGCUGGGCAGGAGCAGGGAGGAAGUCACAAGUCAGCAGAAGCUGGAAGAGGAGAGAUCAGUGCUCAAUAACCAGUUAUUAGAGAUGAAAAAGAGAGAAUCAACGUUAAAAAAAGAAAUAGAUGACGAGAGAGCAUCUUUACAAAAAUCCAUCAAUGUAACUAGUGCCUUGAUCACACAAAAAGAUGAGGAACUGGAAAAACUCAGAAAUGAGAUCACGGUGCUCCGUGGAGAAAACGCUUCUGCCAAAACCUUGCAGUCAGUGGUUAAGUCACUGGAGUCUGAUAAAUUGAAACUUGAGGAAAAGGUGAAGAACUUGGAGCAAAAACUCAAGGAGAACAACGAACAGCCUUUAACUGUAAUUAGCUCCUCAGGUGACAUUGCUGCUAACCUACUUCAAGAUGAAAUUGCAAAAGAGAAGCAGCACGAGAUUGACUUCCUGAAUUCAGUGAUAGUGGAUCUGCAAAGGAGAAACGAAGAAUUGAACUUGAAAAUACAAAGAAUGUGUGAAGCAGCCCUCAAUGGCAACGAAGAGGAGAUAAACAACUAUGACAGCGAGGAGGAAAGCCUGUCCAAGAAGAAACCUCGUCUCUUCUGCGACAUCUGCGGCUGCUUCGACCUGCACGACACGGAAGACUGUCCCACCCAGGCGCAGACGCCGGAG